Lottia gigantea (owl limpet) is the source of this 495-nucleotide messenger RNA. RefSeq lists its product as hypothetical. NCBI's taxonomy places the organism in Eukaryota, Metazoa, Mollusca, Gastropoda, Lottiidae. The transcript has a single exon. The coding region runs from base 1 to 495 and encodes 164 amino acids. The record is from RefSeq and is a predicted model, not a curated record.
AUGAUAACAGCGAUAAGAACCUGUGACCAUCAUUAUUUUGAUGGUCAUUACUUUCUUGGGAUAAGAACCUGUGACCAUCAUUAUUUUGAUGAUCAUUACUUUCUUGGGGUAAGAACCUGUGACCAUCUUUAUUUUGAUGGUCAUUACUUUCUUGGGAUAAGAACCUGUGACCACCUUUAUUUUGAUGGUCAUUACUUUCUUGGGAUAAGAACCUGUGACCAUCAAUAUUUUGAUUAUCAUUACUUUCUUGGGGUAAGAACCUGUGACCAUCUUUAUUUUGAUGGUCAUUACUUUCUUGGGAUAAGAACCUGUGACCAUCAAUAUUUUGAUGAUCAUUACUUUCUUGGGGUAAGAACCUGUGACCAUCAAUAUUUUGAUGAUCAUUACUUUCUUGGGGUAAGAACCUGUGACCAUCUUUAUUUUGAUGGUCAUUACUUUCUUGGGAUAAGAACCUGUGACCAUCAAUAUUUUGAUGGUCAUUACUUCUUGGGAUAA